AUGACACGGUUGAUUUGGUUAUUAUGGCUAACUUUGAUCAGUGGGAGUUUGGCGAUAUUUGAAGAUCAAGUUGGAAAAUUGGAUUGGAGAAAGGAAUUGGUCGGAUGUCCGAAUAAUGUGGUAUUCGAUAAAGUUGAACGGUUGGUUUGAAAUAUUGUUUUUUUUUUUUUGAAACUGAAAUUAAAAAUGUUGGUUGGUUUCAGGGGAUCGGAUCGUAUUAUUUUGACAACGGAUGAGGAUAUUUUAUCGGCUCUUUCGCUGAAUACUGGUGAAAUUGGUGGGUUUUUGUGCUUGGGAGAUGGAAAAGGAUUUGGGCAGAAAAUUGCUCCAGCGACUCGGGAGAGACCUUUUUUGAAUUACAUUAAUGCCCCUAAAAUUAAAUAUUCGUGAAAAAUUCCAAUUUAAAUUUGAAAAAAAAUUUAACCAAAAAAGUGUCCAAAAAAUCUGUACAGCUACCGAGUUCCUUUAAAUUCAAAAUUCUGUCGAUUUUUCAGCUUGGCGACGAAUUCUGGAAAAACGAACAAAUCCAUCGUACACUCCAGUUGUCUCCACUUCUGAUCAAGAUUAUAUUUACACAGUUUCCGAUGAAGGAAGAAGUAUUCGAGUGUUCAGAAAAGCAGAUGGAGUUCUCAAUUGGCAAUAUUUGUUGGAUGAGGAAAAAUCUGAGAUGUAAGUUUGAACAAAUUUUUUAAUUGCAAUAAAUUUUUCCAGUGCUGAUAUAAUUACAACAAGUACAAAUAUUUUUGUGACGAAUUCGAGGAAAAUUGCGAUUUUCGAAAAGAAUCGCGAGACUCCGAUCGGUGUUCAUAAUUUGCCAGCUGGUGUCAGGUUUUCGAAAUUUGUCAGAUCGGCUGAUGAAAUUUUGAACCUGGUGAUCCGAGAAAAUUCGCAAUCUAUCGAUGUUCGAAGUGUUUCGCCGGAAAAUGUUGAAGUUGUCAGAAGCAUCCAGGGAAAUGUGAAAAAUAUUGAGAAAUGUGAAAUUGUUGGAGAAAAUCUCGUAUGCUAUCACAGCGAUAGUUUAACAGUUUUCAAUGUGCAGUCGGGUACUUCAAAAGAUAUUUCAACUGCAUUGACAAUCACACAAAUUGGAGGAAAUUCGAAAUAUUUGAUUGUUCGCAGUCAAAGUAGUGUGAAAAUCUAUGGCGAGAAUUUAUUGGAAGUCGCGAAAAUUGAUGGAAAAUAUGAUGCGUUUAGUUUAUCCAAUGAUUAUUUGAUUUUGGCAAGCAAGGGUGAAAUUCGAGUUGUUUCGUUGCAAAAUGGAAAUGUUUUAUUCAAGGUUUGUCUGAAUUAAAAACAAUUUGGCUCAUAAAAUGUAUUUUUUCAGACAAAUUUGGCUUCAUCUGAAACACGUGUUUCUCCUCGGCGAAUUUAUGCAUCUUCAACAAAAGAUAUCGAAUUAAUUGUAAUUGGAGAAGAUUGUAAAAUCGAAAUGAUUGUUAUUGAAAUUGGAAAACAAGCAAUAAUUGAAUGGAAAAGAGAAGAAUCUCUUAUGAGAAUAUCAGCCGUUGAAAUGGUUGAUCUACCAUUAUCCGAAAGUCAACAAUUAAUUGAGGAUGAAUUCGAUGAGCAACAACAUAAUAUUAUCAGCGCAUUUAUUCGUCGUAUUGUUGUUCAAAUUGGACAAAUUCGUCGAUGGGCAAUUCGAAGUGUUGAACAAUUAUUCGCAAUAACUGCCACGUUUUCGAGUAAAAAUGGAAAUGGAUUUUCGGAUUUUGUGAAAAGCGUGAAACAAUCUGCAUCAACUUCAUUUUCAAAAGAUGGACCAUUUGAAAGAGAUUUAUUCAAUAUUCGAAAAUUAAUCAUUGUUUCCACUCUUGAUGGUGUGAUUUUCGGUUUAGACAGCGCUGGUGGUGAUAUUUUAUGGAGAUUUUAUCUUGGUGAGAAUUUUUCGCCACUCAAAUCUGAAAUUUCUGGAAAUUCUCAAUUGCCAUUAUUUGUUCAACGAACAACUGCACAUUAUCAAUUAAAUGGUCAAGCUUCUGUUAUAUUUUCGGAUUCAGUAACUUCAAAUGGUAUUAUUGUUUCGUUCAAUCCAAUUACCGGUGAAAUUGUUUCGCGAGAAGUUUUGGGAGGAAAAAUCAAACGAGUUUCGCUGUUACCAAAUAUCGAUAAAUCCACGCAUGUUCAUCCAUUGAUUAUUCUACAAACUAAUGGAGCUAUCAAAUAUUUCCCAGAAAUUGAAGAGGUUCAAGGAAGUUUGCAUAUGUUGGAUGUUGAAAAAGAUAAUCGAAUUGUUGGAGGACUCAAAAUCAAUCUGGCUAAGAAAACUAUCAAAAAAGUUUGGAGUGGAAAUCUUGGUUUGAGUCAAAAUGAUCAAAUUAUUGCGAUCAAAGGAAAACCAUAUAAUCGUGUGUUUUUAUUUCAGAAUUCUAAAAUUAUAAAAAUACAAAUUUUCCAGAAAAAGUGCAUUCACAAGGUCGUGUUUUGAUUGAUCGAAAUGUUCAAUACAAAUACAUCAAUCCAAAUUUGGCCGCAAUUGCUGCAAUCAAUCCAACAUCACAAAUUCUAACAAUUAUUUUGGUUGAUGUUGUGUCGGGUCAAAUUGUUCAUUCAGCGUCGAUUGGAAAAGCCGCUGGACCUGUGCAUUUUGUACAUUCGGAGAAUUGGUUGGCUGUAAGUUUUUGAUUAUUUUGUUAGGGUAGUUUUUACUCAACACUUCAAAUUUUUAUGAAAUUUUGUCCAUGGACAGCUUUUGGGGUCAAAAGAACACUUAAAAAAUUUUAGUGGAUCUCUGAGCCAAGUUCUGGCCUCUCAAAAAUUGCCAAAAUUGACUCAUAGCUAUUUUUGGGAGAAACAAAGUUUCAGAUAUUAAUCAGCAUAGUCGAUUUACUAAAAGUACGCCAAUAAAAAACAUUUUUUCAAAAAAAUUUGAAGUUGUUUCAUUUUUCGGCUGAAAAUUCAUGUGCUCUUUUUUCCAAAAUCAAAAUUUUUCUGACAAUUUUAAUUUGAUGAGAAUUUGAUUUAUCGAUGCUUUUUGAACAAUUUUUGAACUUUUGUUGACCCCAAAAGUUGUCCCUGGACAAAAUUUCAUCAAGAUUUGAAGUGUUGAGUAGAAAAAGGUUCCCUCGUUUGAUUUAUCCAAAAAUUUAAUAUAUUUACAGUACUCGUAUUGGUCCGAAAAAGGAAGAAGAACUGAACUUGGAAUAAUUGAACUUUAUGAAUCAUCUGAUUCACCAUCUCAAAAAGAAACAUUCAAUUCAUUGAUUCCAACUGAACAUGCUCCUGUUGUUAUGACUCAAGCAUAUAUUUAUGCAAAUGGUGUUGAAGCGAUGUCGGUUUCAGAAACUGGUGAGAUAUUUUUUCUAUUUUUUCCCCAUUUUUAUAUUGAUGCAAACCUCACCCAAUACCUGGAAUUCCAGGUGGGCAAUUUUUUUUCGAAAAACCUAGGUGGGCAAAUUUUUUUAGGGUCUUUAAGGCGAGCCUCAGCUGGGCAAAAUUUUUUUAGGGUCUUUAAGGCCAGCCUCAGCUGGGCAAAAUUUUUUAGGGUCUUUAAGGCGAGCCUCAGCUGGGCAAAAUUUUUUUAGGGUCUUUAAGGCGAGCCUCAGCUGGGCAAAAUUUUUUUAGGGUCUUUAAGGCGAGCCUCAGCUGGGCAAAAUUUUUUUAGGGUCUUUAAGGCGAGCCUCAGCUGGGCAAAAUUUUUUAGGGUCUUUAAGGCGAGCCUCAGCUGGGCAAAAUUUUUUAGGGUCUUUAAGGCGAGCCUCAGCUGGGCAAAAUUUUUUAGGGUCUUUAAGGCGAGCCUCAGCUGGGCAAAAUUUUUUAGGGUCUUUAAGGCGAGCCUCAGCUGGGCAAUAUUUUUUAGGGUCUUUAAGGCGAGCCUCAGCUGGGCAAAAUUUUUUAGGGUCUUUAAGGCGAGCCUCAGCUGGGCAAAAUUUUUUAGGGUCUUUAAGGCGAGCCUCAGCUGGGCAAAAUUUUUUAGGGUCUUUAAGGCGAGCCUCAGCUGGGCAAAAUUUUUUUACUAGGUGGGCAAAUUUGGUAAAUAAACCCAGGUGGGCAAUUUUUUACCCACUUCUCCAGGUUCUUGGGUGAGGUUUGUAUUGAUGUUUAGAGCAAGGUUUAACUACACGAUCAAUUCUUCUCGCUUUGCCAUGUGGAAAUAUUCACGAAGUUUCGAAGAGAAUAUUAGACGCAACACGACCAUUUGAAGUGACACAGGCGAUGAGAGAAGAAAUGAUUAUUGGAUAUAUGCCUGAAAUUCCGAUUGCAACUGAAGAAAUGAUCAAUUAUAAUCAAACGAUUCAUCGAGUUCGAGGAAUUAAAGCAGCGUAUGUGUCUUUUUGGAAAUAAUGAUAAAUGGUUAUCCAUUUUCAGACCCGCGGGAUUAGAAUCAACUAGUCUUGUUUUGGCAUAUGGAACUGAUCUCUUCUUCACUCGAUUGACUCCGUCAGGAACUUUUGAUAUACUCAAGGUAUGGUUUUUUUCAGAAAACCUAUUGAAAAUUGAUUUGAAAACAUUUUUUGUUAAUUUAUUCCCAAAGCCUGAUUUCAGGCAGAAAAUAAGGAUUUUUUUUUUCAAAAUUUAGUUUCACCGCCAAUUUAAAAUUUAAAAAAAAUUGGUCCACAAAUAAGAAAAUCAGUUCAAUUUUUUGGCCCGAGCUCAUUUUCAGAUUCCCAAAAAUUAAUUUCUGAAAAUAAAAUUCAACAGUUUAGAAUUUUUUCUGAAAAAUGUUAAUUUAUUCCCAAAGCCUGGUAUCAGGCAGAAAGUAAUGGGGUGAUUCAGGUCGAAAAAAAAAACUAAAAAAAAAAAACAUUUUUUUUACAAAAAAAUUCGAUUCAGCAAAUGUCAAAAAACUAUAUUUUUUUCCACACAAAAAUGAGAUAUAUCUCGCAGCGAAAAUGUUUCAAUGAAAAACAAUGUCAAAAAAUGUCGAGAAAUAGAAAAAAAAUAUAGUUUUUUGACAUUUGCUGAAUCGAAUUUUUUUGUAAAAAAAUGUUUUUUUUUAGUUUUUUUUUCGACCUGAAUCACCCCAUAAGGAAUUUUUUAAAAAUUUUCCCAAAUUUAAUUUUACCCCAAUUUAAAAUUUGAUAAAAUAUUCAUUUUGGAGAAAUUUUGUCUAUAAAGAAAAAAAGUUCAAUUUUGCCGCGAGCUUAUUUUAAGAUUCCCAAAAAUUCUUAACUUCUGAAAAUAAGAUUUGAGAAAAAUAGCCUUCUGAAAGUGCUAUUUUUAAAAUACAGUUCCUUCAACAAAUCAAAUUUACAGGACGAUUUUGAUCACGUGUUGAUAUCUCUAGUCUUAACUGCUCUCGUCGUUGGUUCAUAUGUCGCAAAACGUUGGGCCAGAGCGAAUGCAUUAGCCGCUCAAUGGGCAUGA
Messenger RNA from Caenorhabditis angaria, 5307 nucleotides. Lineage: Eukaryota; Metazoa; Nematoda; Chromadorea; Rhabditida; Rhabditidae. The record is from the annotation of a GenBank genome assembly.